Rosa chinensis is the source of this 1067-nucleotide messenger RNA. RefSeq lists its product as uncharacterized. NCBI's taxonomy places the organism in Eukaryota, Viridiplantae, Streptophyta, Magnoliopsida, Rosales, Rosaceae. The coding region runs from base 224 to 985 and encodes 253 amino acids. The record is from RefSeq and is a predicted model, not a curated record. The transcript has 3 exons.
CUCGUAAUCUCUGUUUCAAAAGAAGCCAAACAAGACCAAGCCAAUUUCCAAACGACCCAAUUCUUAAUGCAUCAUUUCUCGAGCUUUCCAACUACCCCAAAUAUAUAACAACCCAGUUUCACACACUUUUUCCUCGAAGUUUCUGGUGCUUUUGAUUCAUUCUCGUUACCAGGAAAGAAACACAAAAGAAAAGCUAAAGAGAAAAGAGAGAGAGAGAGAUCAUAUGGCAUGCUUUGUACCUUUCAAUAAUAGGAACUUGGAUAUAAGCAUUUUCGUGUUUAGGCCAACAGUAGUACACGUUGAUGAACUUCUUGCUGGGCUCAAGCAAUUCUCUCUGUGCACCGAGACACUUGGUUGUGUACAAAGUUCUAUCUUGCAGAGCAUCCAUGGAAAUAUGAUCAUAUGGUUUGGAGCAUGGCUGAAGAGAUCUUCUGAGAAUAAGGAUUCAUUGACUGCAAGCCUUCUCUCAAUGCUCUCGAACCUAUCAACAAAGGCGACCUUAGUCGAUCACACCUUCUUCGAUGCUUAUGCAGGAGAAUCAAGAGAUGGGUCUUGUGCGGCAAAGUUCUGCACCGGCGACACAGUCUCAAUGAGUGCAGCAGCCUUCAACGGUGCCGGUGACGUUAGCGAUGUCUCUUAUGCAUGCUUAGCUCUCUUCAAGUCUAGUUUCCACAAGAUGGAAGGCGUGAGAUCUGGGGUUUGUUUGAAAUCCCAAACCAACCCAAGCAUUGCUUGUUUCUACGUGUGGAAGUCUCUUCAAUAUUGUUACUCGUGGAUUCUACGCUCGGACCAAAGAAAAGCACUGCUCCCUUAUUUUGAAAGCUACUCUAUCGAUGUUAAGUAUGACAUUUUUAGAGUGGUAUAUGUUAGUGGUGACAAUGAACCCAAGUUUCAGUUCUUCUAUCCUCACCAGAUAUUGGAGCAAACAGCUGGAGGAGAAAGCAAAGAUGAAGGUAAGCUUAGGCAUAGUGCUUCCAUUAUCUGAUCAAGAACUAUAGUAAACGGGCGACGGUACUGAUAAUUCUUUUGUAAACCAUAUACUAUGUAUAUUAAUAAAUUUUUAUAAA